AUGUAUUUUUUUCCACGUUUUCGUCUUUUUGUCGUUAUUUAUCUGUCUGUCUUUCUAUCUAUCUAUCUAUCUCAGUUUAUUCAUAUCUCUCCGUAUAUAUAUCUAUUAAUCUGUCUAUCACAGUCUAUUUAUAUCUAUCUAUCUAUCUAUCUAUCUAUCUAUCUAUCUAUCUCACUCUUCUGUUCAUCUAUCUAUCUAUCUACUACAGUUUCAUCUUUUCUUUUUCUUUCUUUCUUUCUUUCUUUUUUUGUAUCUACUUAUCUAUCUAUCUAUCGCAAUAUAUUCAUCUAUCUAUCCAUUUAUCUAUUUAUAUUUAUUGCUAUUUCUCUGUUCUGUUCGGAUCUAUCUAUCUACCUAUCUAUCUAUUCCAGCCUCUUCAUAUGUAUCUCAGCUGAUCUAUCUAUCUAUCUAUCUAUCUAUCUAUCUAUCUAUCUAUCUAUGUCAGUCUCUCCUGUCUAUCUGUGCAAGUCUCUUCAUAUCUAUCUAUCUAUCUAUCUAUCUAUCUAUCUAUCUAUCUAUCUAUCUAUCUUCAUCAUAUAUAUAUAUAUAUAUAUAUAUAUAUAUAUUUAA
Messenger RNA from Acanthosepion pharaonis, 570 nucleotides. The record is from the annotation of a GenBank genome assembly. NCBI's taxonomy places the organism in Eukaryota, Metazoa, Mollusca, Cephalopoda, Sepiida, Sepiidae.